AUGGGAUAUCCUCUCAAAGUUGGAGCAGAUUACAGUUAUUCUUAUGGUUUUACUGAAUCUUCUAUUUAAACUAGUGGCGAAAUAGGUAUUUCUGAAAAUAUUUAUGCUACUUUAAGUGUAAGAGCUUUUGGAGAACUAAAUAUUAUUUACAUAAUUAAAAUCAGAGCAGGAGUUCAAGGAUAUAUCUUCACAGGAGAUGUAAAUGGAGUUGCACAGUUUCAAAUCAAUAACAUUGACAAAGUAGUCAUAUCAAAUAAAUAUAAUAUUUUUAGAUUUUUAAGUCGAAGCAUUAACAUUUAACAUAUAGGCAGAAGGUGGUGGAAAAUAUGUUUUCGAUACCCAAAAAUUACAUUUUCGAAUUGGAAAGAUGUUUAUAAAAAAAGAUAAAAUAUAGCUAAAUUAUAAGCAAAGAAAAGAAUUUUUGAACUCAAGUCAAAAUGCUAUUGA
Messenger RNA from Paramecium pentaurelia, 447 nucleotides. NCBI's taxonomy places the organism in Eukaryota, Ciliophora, Oligohymenophorea, Peniculida, Parameciidae. The record is from the annotation of a GenBank genome assembly.